Messenger RNA from Stylophora pistillata, 2117 nucleotides. Its product is annotated as GDP-fucose protein O-fucosyltransferase 1. Gene Ontology annotation, biological process: protein O-linked glycosylation via fucose; regulation of Notch signaling pathway; Notch signaling pathway. Gene Ontology annotation, molecular function: peptide-O-fucosyltransferase activity. NCBI's taxonomy places the organism in Eukaryota, Metazoa, Cnidaria, Anthozoa, Scleractinia, Pocilloporidae. Gene Ontology annotation, cellular component: endoplasmic reticulum. The record is from RefSeq and is a predicted model, not a curated record.
UGCUCGCAUAAUUUCAAUUAAGUUCAAUUAAUUAUUUAUUUUGGGUUAGUAACAUUAUUUCGCUGUGUGGUGUAAAAUUCUGCAGAUCUAAAAUGCAUCCUGAUCGGGCAAACGUCCCUCUGUACAUUUGUUGUUUUAUUUUGUUACUGAAUCAAGUGCUCCCCUCGGAAAUGGAAAACUCUGGAGCAAGUUUUUCUUGGGAUCCUCGUGGUUACGUAUUUUACUGUCCCUGUAUGGGAAGAUUUGGAAACCAGGCUGAACAUUUUCUGGGAGCUUUAGCAUUUGCAAAAGCCCUUGACAGAACGUUAAUUCUUCCACCUUGGAGAACAUACAAAAAUGUACCUUUUUCUGACUUUUUCCAAGUGCAACCUCUUCAAACCUAUCAUAGGGUUAUUUUAGCGGAGGAUUUUAUGAAGCAUCUAGCUCCCACUCACUGGCCCAAAGGAAUAAGGCGUGGUUACUGCUGGUUACCCCCUGGGUCUGAUAGGAAAUGUAUUAUGAAGGAGGGUAAUCCAUUCAAACCGUUCUGGGAUGAACUGGAAGUGGACUUUGAUGAGAAAAUUGUCUACCAUCUUGGAAUUCAUAUACAAGAUCCUUAUGAGAGGGAUCAAUGGCAAAGGAAAUUCCCAUCAUCAAGCCAUCCAGUUCUUGCAUUUAGAGGUGCCCCUGCUAGUUUUCCAGUUGAAGAACAGAAUCGGCAGGCACACGCUUUUUUGAAGUGGUCACAGAAGAUCAACAGUGAAGUGGAUGAGUACAUCAGCAACACUUUGCCUAAAGGGCCAUUUGUUGGUAUUCAUCUGCGAAAUGGAAUUGACUGGAGAAAUGCUUGUGAUCAUGCGGAAGGCAUGCCUCAAUACAUGGCAUCACCACAGUGUCUGGGGUACUCACGAUACAGAACUGUUACAAAGGAGCUUUGUUUUCCACCCAAGCAAGACAUCCUUAACCGCACUGAAACCGCUGUAAGAAGAUUUGGUGCCAAGGCUGUAUUUGUGGCCACUGAUAAUGAUCCAAUGAAAGAGGAAUUGAAAUUCAGGCUACAGGGGCUGAACGUGCAGAUUUUCCAUAUCAAUCCUUGGUUACCGCAGAUAGACCUUGCCAUUCUUGGUAGAGCUGACUUUUUCAUUGGAAACUGCGUGUCUUCUUUUUCUUCAUUUGUGAAACGGGAAAGAGACUCUAAUGGAAAACCUUCUACAUUCUGGGCUUUUGAUGAGUGAAAAAAAUCAGUGUAGCAGUACACCAGCACAGGUGCAGUAUCAUAGCUCCGUCAGCCGCAUUGACUGAAAGCAACUUCACCGAAAUGCAGUAGGAUUUCUCAUGAUUCCCUCAUAUGGACGUACUUAUUGUACAUGCGCAGCACAGAGCACGGCAAAUAGAGUUCGACAGCGAUCUGAGGCCAGGUACCUAGGAUUCAAGGCUUAUGUCGCAGAACAUAGUAAUGGCCUGUGCCCAAUAGUCUAUUAGGAAUGCAUUUGAAACACGGAAACAGGUGACAGGUCUGAAUCAUGAAAAGAUGUUAUGGGACACGUGGACGUACCGUGUGUAGCAUUUUAACUUUAGCCACAAGUUACCAUCAGAGCGGGAGUGUGCCCAUGGUUUGAUGUUAAAAUGAACAAUGUAGGUCAUACGAGAUUAAUCAUUGGAUAGGUACUUAAAGCUGUCGGGUUACCUUGUAAAACAAGACCAAGGGCCAUCAUAACUUAAACCUUUAAUGCGGGAAAGCGCGGUUAAAGAAGUCGCCAUUGAAUUCAAUUUUGUAUCUGAUUGGUUGACAGGGUGGCGUGAGCAUUCUAUACCAAUCAAAGAGUCUAGUAAGGAAACGGUUGGUCUUAAUAAAGUGUGUAGAGAGUGUCUGAGGUUUGGGGCCUAUAAGGGGAUAAGUGUCGAACCCCUGAAAGACAGAUUUUAAAAGGAAUUACAGUAAACGAAAAUAAUAAAUUGAACUGGAAAUAAAAUAUUGAUAAAUAAAAUAAAAAGAGGAUUAGCUUAUUGUCACCUCGUAACAUAAAAUUAGAGCAGAGACAACGAAAUUAGAGAAGCACACAUCACUUUCAAAGCGAAGACAUGACAUCAUUUUUUUACCCUUUAACACACUCAUUGAAAUAAAAUGUUUUCAUUCA